CCUGUGCGUUGGUCAGCAAUUGAUUGCGACUGAGGCCUUUAUUGUGCGUCAUUCACAAAAGUGAUUUAUAUAUUGAACAAACGCGCAACCUAUUGUGUUUGAAUUCAACGCGAUCUUUUCAUACAAUUUCCGUUUUAGAAAAGUAAUUAUUAUAAAAGAGUGAUAAAACAUGUUGCAUUGGAAUGUUUCUUUGGCAGUUUGUGAGGUAAAUGUUAUUACAAAGUUAACAUUACGUGCAACGGCUUAGUAAAUAACUGUUGAGUACGAAUGGAAUAAUGUAAAAUGUAAAAUAUCAUCAGUUUUGGUGUACAAUAAACGAUGAGUUAUGAUUUUCUUAAUAACAUAUAACUGAAGCAAGGGACAAUACGUCGCAAGUUUUUAGAAGUAACCGUCAUUUGUAUAUAAUAUAAAAAUCAGGACUACUUAUUGUUAGUAGUAGCACCUUGAUGGAGAAAUACGACGGAAUGGGUGCAGUGAAAUACAUUAUGCAUUUGAUCGCCAUCUUAAAUAUUAGUCUUCGCGUAAUCAACAACGCACAGGUUCUCGCAGAGAAAUCCUUGCUCCGUUCGUGCAAAGUCACGCAGAUCACCACCAUUAGGGAGAUGUUCGGGGACACCUACAAGGAUUGUCUAGACGAGUGUCGUCGUAGACAGACCUGUACAGCCGUGAGGUACCAUAAGCAGACGAAAUAUUGCUCCUUACUGGACGGGCUAACAGAUGUUCAAUCCCUGGACACCGCCGGUCCGCUGUGCGUGUAUUCUACGGUUGGUAUUGACGACAGAUAUCAGAGCGGGUCUUGCGAGCUCAACAAAUGUGAGAAACAUGAAACCUGUGUCAAUCCAAAGUACCAGAAGUCAGAUAAGCCGUGCAUCAUUACGGAGUGUCCAGAACCUCCUGCUAUAGAGAAUGCCCUGCUUCUAUCCAAUGCUCGCCUCGUCGGUAACCGAAACCGAUAUAAAUGCAUGAGCGGCUUCAUGGGCAACGGAAGUCCGGCAAUAAAUUGUCUUACAAACGGCAGUUGGUCGUUUACAGACUUCCAGUGUCAGAAGAUGUGCCAGCCACCUAAAGCGUCAUACAGGACAGCUGAUCUGGCUAAAGAUUGGAGUCAAAACGACAGAAUGGCUUAUUUCAGAUGCAAGCCCGAUUACAGGAGCAACACAAUAACUUUCCAAUUGACGUGUAACUCGUCCGGCAGCUGGGUACAUUUGCCGUUCGGUCAUUUACCAUGCUAUGGGGAAGGACAAGAGUAUUUUGAACAGAAUACUACAAAAGUCUUGUAUCGUCCGUUUGCAACAAGAAAUAUGACUUCGGCCACAGAAGCGAAUGCAACAUGUCAACAACAGUCCGGUUCCCUCCACACAGUAUGGAUUGAUGUGGCUAAAGAAGCUGAGAAGAAGUUUUCAUUCGAUGCGAUUCUUACCGGUCUUACUAAGACCGGUAUGAAGAAUUACGACCUUCUCAAAAAUUGCUUUGAAAUAAUUCAUGGCAAUGGAAGUGAAAUAGACAGAUUUAAAUCCAUGUCCUACGACGAACAAGUGCAUGAAAUACAGCAGAAUAAGACCACAUAUGACACUGAUGGUUGUAAAACGGCAAGAUUCUGGAAAUCUGGGGAACCGAACGGAGGAGAUGCAGAGAACUGUAUUUUGCGCAUGAAGAACGUUGGGUACCAAAUGUAUGAUGUGCCGUGCAAUAGGCUGUGGCUAAACAUUACCAUUUGCUUCGUUUGCCGGUUCAAUUUAGAAUAUGUAAAAAAUGUGUAAAUCUAAAUCAAUCAAUGCCUAACUUAAAUGUUAUUUGCACCGAUAUUCAUAUUGCUUUUCCCCCGCCAAAUUCAACGUGCUUUCAAUAAAAUAAUUAAAACGUA
This is a messenger RNA of Dreissena polymorpha, 1864 nucleotides long. RefSeq lists its product as uncharacterized. The transcript has 2 exons. The record is from RefSeq and is a predicted model, not a curated record. Lineage: Eukaryota; Metazoa; Mollusca; Bivalvia; Myida; Dreissenidae. The coding region runs from base 447 to 1760 and encodes 437 amino acids.